AUGCAGAAGGCACCAUGCAAGUCCUUCUCCUCCUCGCAGCUGUCGGGCUUUGCUGGGCACAGUACAAUCCCAACACUCAGGCUGGGAGGACAUCUAUCGUGCAUCUCUUUGAAUGGCGCUGGGCCGACAUUGCACUGGAGUGCGAACACUAUUUAGCUCCUAAUGGGUUUGGAGGAGUUCAGGUUUCUCCUCCAAAUGAAAACAUUGUCAUUACUAAUCCGAACAGGCCCUGGUGGGAAAGAUACCAGCCCAUCAGCUACAAGAUCUGCAGUCGAUCGGGCAAUGAAAAUGAAUUCAGAGACAUGGUGACCAGAUGCAACAAUGUUGGAGUUCGUAUUUAUGUGGAUGCUGUUGUCAAUCACAUGUGUGGAUCUAUGGGUGGCACGGGCACCCACUCAACAUGUGGGAGCUAUUUCAACACCGGGACUAGAGAUUUUCCCGCUGUGCCGUACUCUGCCUGGGAUUUCAAUGACGGCAAAUGUCACACUGCAAGUGGAGACAUCGAAAAUUAUGGGGACAUGUAUCAGGUCCGGGAUUGCAAGUUGUCCAGCCUUCUUGAUCUGGCUCUGGAGAAGGACUAUGUACGCUCAACAAUUGCAGCGUACAUGAAUCACCUCAUUGAUAUGGGUGUAGCAGGGUUCCGGAUCGAUGCUGCCAAGCAUAUGUGGCCAGGGGACAUAAGAGCGUUUCUGGACAAACUGCACGAUCUAAAUACUCAGUGGUUUUCAGCAGGAACGAAACCCUUUAUUUACCAAGAGGUAAUUGACUUGGGAGGAGAGCCAAUCACAGGCAGUCAGUACUUUGGGAAUGGCCGCGUGACAGAAUUCAAGUAUGGUGCCAAACUGGGGACGGUGAUCCGGAAGUGGAAUGGAGAGAAGAUGGCCUACUUAAAGAACUGGGGAGAAGGCUGGGGCUUUGUGCCUUCUGACAGAGCCCUGGUGUUUGUGGAUAACCACGACAACCAGCGGGGGCACGGGGCAGGCGGAGCUUCCAUUCUUACUUUCUGGGAUGCCAGGCUUUAUAAAAUGGCGGUUGGUUUCAUGCUCGCUCAUCCGUACGGGUUCACACGGGUGAUGUCAAGUUAUCGUUGGCCAAGAUAUUUCGAAAACGGAGUGGAUGUUAACGACUGGGUGGGACCACCAAGUAACUCGGACGGAUCGACGAAGUCCGUUACAAUCAACGCAGACACUACCUGUGGCAAUGACUGGGUCUGCGAACAUCGCUGGCGACAAAUAAGGAACAUGGUUAUCUUCCGUAAUGUGGUAGACGGUCAGCCUUUCUCAAACUGGUGGGACAACGGGAGCAAUCAAGUAGCUUUCGGUCGCGGCGACAGAGGCUUCAUUGUCUUUAAUAAUGAUGACUGGUAUAUGAAUGUCGAUUUGCAAACUGGUCUGCCUGCUGGAACCUACUGCGAUGUUAUUUCUGGACAAAAGGAAGGCAGUGCGUGUACUGGAAAGCAGGUGUACGUUUCCUCGGAUGGAAAGGCCAAUUUCCAGAUUAGUAACAGCGAUGAAGAUCCAUUUGUUGCAAUUCACGUUGAUGCCAAGUUAUAACUUCUUUUGGAAUAUUUUCCUCUGCUGUUGCUAUUAUGUAUACUGAUUGUGCCAGUUUUAAUUCCCUGAUUUUCAAGAAUGAAUGAUUCUCUGUAUCCAGCUAAUAAUAAACUGCUAUCAAACUGAAA
This is a messenger RNA of Gallus gallus (chicken), 1681 nucleotides long. RefSeq names its product amylase, alpha 2A (pancreatic) (gene AMY2A). The transcript is spliced from 10 exons. Lineage: Eukaryota; Metazoa; Chordata; Aves; Galliformes; Phasianidae. Bases 15 to 1553 code for a protein of 512 amino acids. Gene Ontology annotation, molecular function: alpha-amylase activity; cation binding. The record is from RefSeq and is marked validated. Gene Ontology annotation, biological process: carbohydrate metabolic process.